Messenger RNA from Phytomonas sp. EM1, 3024 nucleotides. The record is from the annotation of a GenBank genome assembly. NCBI's taxonomy places the organism in Eukaryota, Euglenozoa, Kinetoplastea, Trypanosomatida, Trypanosomatidae.
AUGAACUUUCGCCCUAAGGAAAACGGUAAUCACAUAUGCACUGAUAACGAAGAUGCAAGCGUAGAAGAGCUCGAGGAGAGCUCUCAGGAAGACUAUAAGGCAUCUCGGCGUCAGGGCUCCACAGCUGACGUCUCCUCAAACGAGCGAGAUGAUUUUGGAGAGGAGGGCCGCGAGUUGGACGGUUCCGACUCAUCUGACACCUCCUCCUCUACGUCCGGCUUUAGCGACGAUGUCGAGUUGAUUAUUGGGGAGACGCCGACGCAAUCGAUCAAGGAGCCGCUGGUCGAGUCGGAUGUCGGCUAUCACCGUGCGAAGCGGGAUGCCAUGCGAAGCGAACUUCUAUUAGAGGGCACCAAGACAGGGGCUCCGGGCUUGAUGAUAGCCGACCGCGCCACACCAGCGGCGACGGCGCUUACUUUUCUGGAUGCGGUAGCGCAAAUUCCCGGGCGCCUCAAGAAUGUCGCCCUCGUUGGCGACCUCCAGCACGGCAAGACGUCGCUGCUGCGAAUGCUGCUUCGUGGACAGGGGUACAUCCAAUAUCCAAGCGAAAAGGAUCGAAACAUAUCGCUCAAGACGCACGUUCUAUCUUCCCUGAUGGGGGGGAAUAAGUUGCACCCUUCCUCGCAGCUCAUAACCUUCGUGGAUACCCCGGGACAUCCGGACCUCUUUGAGGAAGCAGCCGCCGGCCUGCGUCUGGUGGACGCGGCGCUUUUUUGCGUGGAUGCCGUGGAAUCCUUCGGCGCCGCGGGGGAGCGCCUGUUGCGGCAUCUCAUCCUCCGUGAGCAACUUCCCGUGGUGCUCGUCAUAACCAAAGUGGAUCGGCUCAUUAUAGAUCUGAAGUUGCCCCCACUGGAUGCGUAUCGCAAGCUCCGCCUGGUGGUGGAUGCGGUUAACAACGUCAUCGUGAGCUGCGGCGGCGCCGCAGGGACUCCGGAGAACCCCGGAUCUAGAAGUCUUGUGGUUUCACCGGAGAACGGCACGGUAUGCUUUUCCUCCGCCAGGUUAGGCCUGUUUUUCUCACUGGUGACGUUCUCGAAAAAAUACUCGGAGAUCUACCCCAGUGUCGAGGUUGGGACACUUUCGCAGUGUAUGUGGGGCCAAGUCACGUUCCACCAGGGCGCCUUUAAGCGGAUCACCAGCUUCCGGGAACGCCCCACAUUCGUAACCUUCAUUUUAGAACCGCUGUACAAAGUGAUCGCGCACUCGGCCACCGGGCAGGGCUCGCAGUCCUUGUCUAAGGACCUCUCGGCCCUGCCACGUUCCCCAAUGACUGCGAUUCAGGAAGCGGUGCGGUACUUCUGUGGCGAUCCAAGCGGGGAGGGGUUGGAUGCCCUUUUAGAUGUUCUCCCUUCCCCAGAGCAGCGCGCGAGCUGGUUGGGCAGCCGCUAUGGCUUGAAUGCCUGCUUUGAGGAUGGGGAAGGGGAGGUGGAGGCGGAGGGGCCACAGGAGGAGGCCACGGUGGCGGCGAUUGCGCCUUUAUUUUGUGUGUUUAACGAGGACGAGGUGGCGGCGGUGGUGCGAGUCGUGCGUGGGACGUUGCGUUGCGCUACCGGUCGAUGGGGGGCAGUAGGUCGUGGCGAGCUCGUCGUAAUCGAUGAUUACUCCAGCGAUGUGAACCCUUUCUAUACGCUUACCCCGGAAAAGCUGCACAUUCGCACCGUUGAGGGUGGGUUUGUGGCGGUGGAAGCGGCCUAUGCGGGGCAGAUUGUGUAUUUAACCAAGAUCGACGCUCCUCAAGUUGGGAAUCAUCUCGUCCUGGUAGGGGGGUCUGCGGUGUCGGCGCUGCAGGAAGAGGAGCGCAUGUUAAAUGGUGAGCGUGAUGCCCAUGACGCCAAGGUCAGCUCGAAUCAUGCGGUGAAUGAGGUUAAAAGGACGGAGUGGAUCAACAACAUCCACCUAAAGGAGCUUAGUUCUGAGAAGCCGUUGGUGCACGUAUCACUUGAGCUGAAGGAGCCUGCGAAGCUCCAGGCGUUCCAGCACGGGUUGGAUAUCCUUUUACGCACCUCGCCAGGGCUCGACAUUCACAAGGAGGAGACAGGCGAAUAUACGUUCACCGGGUAUGGGGAGCUCCAUUUGGAUACAACCCUGUAUCGUCUGCGUCGUGUGCUGUGCCCAACAGUAAAGUUGGGGAUUUCUCAACCGUAUGUCACCUUCUCAGAGACGGUGCUUAGCGAGGAAGGCCUGCUGGCUGUUGCGGGUGCUCAACGAAGGGGGGUCGGCUUUACCUGUGGGACCCUUCCCUCCGCCCUCGUUAGCGCCAUCGAAUAUGAAGAGCUGGAUUUCUUCCCUGAAGAGCCCGAGAAGGUUGUGAAGCUGUGGACGACGAUGCGCCGGGAGUACGGGUUCGAUGCACUCGACGCUCAGCACCUUAUGGCGCUCGGGCCGAGCAAAACCAAAGGCCCCAGUCUCCUCCUCGACGACACCCUCGAGGAGGAGCUCCGUCAUCCCAUCCCGGCGACCCAUCGGCAGGCGAUUAUUGCCGGAUUUCGCGCCGCCACGGCGGCAGGGCCGCUCAUCGGCGGUGUCGUUCGCGGCGUUGCGGCGAGGCUGGUUCUUCUGGAGGCGACUCCAGAGACGCGCGCCCCUGUCGUCCUCGCCAACGCGCGUGCGGCGGUUCGUCAGGGGCUGCUCGGCGCGCAACCCCGGCUGCUCGAGCCGGUGCUCGCCUGUGAGGUUCUCUGCGCGGGCGAGUGCGUCCAGAAGCUGACGGAGAUCCUCCGCCAGCGGCGAGGGGCGGUGGUCGGGGAGGAGCCCAUCGCCGCCACGACGUUGGUGCGUGUGCGGGCGGUGGUGCCCUCGAUCGACAGCUUUGGUCUCGAGACGCAGAUCCGGAUGCUCACCCACGGGCAGGCCUUUCCGUACUUUUGGUUUCAGCAGUGGGAUAUGGUACCGGGGGAUCCCUACGACACGACCAUCCGCGUGCACCCACUGGAGCCGGCACGGGGGCACCAGUUGGCGCGCGAUUUCGUUCUGAAAACGCGUUUUCGGAAGGGUUUAUCAUUGGCGCUUACUGAGGAAUCCUAA